AGCCGAUGAGGGGACAGCAGGAGUUUCAAGAUGCCUUUUCAACUACGCUAGAAAAUGGUGAGAAAAACUGAGCUCCUGUACAAGAUAGAUAUUUUCCAACUUCGAAUAACAUAUUCUGAGAAAAUAUUUAUUCCCCGGACAAAGAAAAACCAUCCUGUCUUUUCACGGGCACAACUGGUGCAGGAAAGCAUCUGUGGCAAUGAUAAGAAAGCAGUGUACCAGCAUAUUGUCAAGUCGGAUUUUGACAUCAAUGCCAUCGGUUGGCAAGCAUCGUCUGAUGACUCUUUCGACACGGCUUCUUCAAAUAAUUUAAACAUUGCAUCUCAAAGUGAAAAUCAGCCCAUUGAGGCCAUACAAGAUGGUUCUAGCGUGCUUCACCUUGCAUGCCAAACUAGUGACGUUGGCAUGGUGGAGCAGCUCCUACAACAUGGGGCAAAUAUAAAUGCUUGUGAUUCUAGAGGUCGGGCACCACUACAUACAUUAUUGUAUUACUAAAGGGAAGACCGCAGCUGCAAAAGUGCUUAUCAUGAGGGGAGACAAUACAUAUGUCACAGAUAAAGAAGGCAAAAUUCCUGUUAAGCUUGCAUCAGAAUCUGGCUGUGUUGAUAAUGAAAUUAUCGCUCUCUUGACAAGCAGAUGACAUGCUUAAAAUUUUACUAUAAGCAGUCAUUAAAUGCAUGUUUGAUAUAGAAAAUCCCUUGUUUGUGACUUCUCGAGAAGAUUAAGAUUGAGGACCAACUAGCCAUGCAUACGAGCACAAAGGGGCCUGGAGCAAGUGGUUUAGUUUUGUUGGGCCAUGUUAUAUAGUAAUUAUCUUCUUAAAUUGAAGGAUGUGAUGGGCUGAUUGUGGGGUUUCACGUCCAUUCCAAUUUUCAACUUUUCAGCCUCCAUUCUCAUUAAAUUUUUGGGACUGAGAUCAUUGUCAUGUAUUCCAAGGACUAUAUAUAUAUAAGUUACUUAAAUGAUUA
This is a messenger RNA of Glycine soja, 968 nucleotides long. Its product is annotated as ADP-ribosylation factor GTPase-activating protein AGD3-like. The record is from RefSeq and is a predicted model, not a curated record. Gene Ontology annotation, molecular function: protein binding; GTPase activator activity. The transcript is spliced from 4 exons. NCBI's taxonomy places the organism in Eukaryota, Viridiplantae, Streptophyta, Magnoliopsida, Fabales, Fabaceae. The coding region runs from base 55 to 495 and encodes 146 amino acids.